AUGGAUUUUCAUCUUCCUUAAGGUAAACAAUCUUGGCCAGAAUGUGUUGGAAAGACAGCUGAUGAAGCAAAGUAAAUAAUACUUGCUGACAAUGCUGAAUUAAAUGUUUAAUUACUUCCUUAAAAUUCUAUGGUGACUAUGGAUUAUAGAACUAAUAGAGUAAGAGUGUUUCAUGAUGAAAAUGGAAUUGUAAAAUAAGCUCCACAUAUUGGAUGA
Messenger RNA from Paramecium primaurelia, 216 nucleotides. NCBI's taxonomy places the organism in Eukaryota, Ciliophora, Oligohymenophorea, Peniculida, Parameciidae. The record is from the annotation of a GenBank genome assembly.